AUGCGGUUCGCUCUACAGACCGCUGCGCGCCCCGCGCUCUCUCUUCCGCGGGCCUUCCCCUCGAGCUCUCGCAAGAUCACGAUCCCGGCCCCAGAGCUGGCGCCGAAGGAGGGCGAGACGACGAACUUUGUCGUGCGCUGCGACAAUGUGAUUGACAACCCGGCGACGGCCCUUCGCCUAGUGCGCGCGGUGGAGAAGGAGCUCGGGCCCGUGAUCCGCAUCGACAUGCCGAAGGAUCAAGACAUGCGGCGCGGCUACAAGUUCAUGUCGGUGCAGACGCUGCGCCCGGCCUCUCUCCCGGAACCGAUCAAGGGGGAGCUAGGCGCAAGCUACGUGGACCAGAACGCGGACCAGGGCGGCGUCUCGAUGACGGACAUUAUGGAAGCGCUUGGGUCCGCGCAGCGCAGCCCGCGCAGCACCAAGCCCGUCCGCCGGCUCCAGUACCAGAUCAACGAGCGGCAGGGCCCGGUGCGCAGCUUUGGGAGGCAGAGCCAGGGGCGCCGGGGGCAGGCCUGUCGCGCGCCGCGCCCGACAAUGGCGCAGCAGCGCGAGGACAGCCAGAUUGUCGCCGCGCUGCGCCAGCUCGAUGGCGGCUUCUUUGGCGGGUUCGCCGGGCUCGCGGACAAGUUCAAGGAGCUCGAGAUGCCCGCCGAGGCCGAGCCGCCCGUCAAUGCGCCCCGCGUCAAGAAGGCGGACAAGGCUAAGCGCGAGGCGGCGGAGGCUUCUUCUGCCUCUGCUGACGCUGAGGCGCCCCAGCCUCCCGUGAAGGAGGAGCCGAAGGAGACGGGGCCGCGCAAGACCUUCGCGGAGAUUGUCGCCGAGCAGCGGGAGGCCAAGCUCGCCGCCAUUGCCGAGGCGCAGGCUAAGGCCCAGGCCGACAAGCCCCAGGAGACCGAGGAGGUGCGCGAGGAGUCGACGGAGGGGGAGGACGCGGCGGCAGCAGAAGCGGCCAAGAAGGAGAAGCUGGCGCAGAUGGCGCUGAAGCGCGCAAAGAGGACGGCGGCCGCACAGGCAAAGGCGGAGGCGCACCGGGCUGAGAUCCAGGCCGCGCGCGACGCGGAGGAGAAGAGGCUCCAGGAGAUCAGGGAAAAGGAGGAGGAGGAGCAGAAGAAGAAGAAGAGGGGAUGGUUUUAG
Trichosporon asahii var. asahii CBS 2479 is the source of this 1134-nucleotide messenger RNA. RefSeq lists its product as uncharacterized. The transcript has a single exon. Bases 1 to 1134 code for a protein of 377 amino acids. The record is from RefSeq and is a predicted model, not a curated record. NCBI's taxonomy places the organism in Eukaryota, Fungi, Basidiomycota, Tremellomycetes, Trichosporonales, Trichosporonaceae.